UUGACCUUGACGUGAAAUUUAAACUGUAACCUUAGGAUCGACGGCUCGGUAUACGGCCAACAAAGAAGUGGAAAUAUAAAUUAGCAGCUACUAGAAAGAGUCAAGCAAAUGACUUUAAGACUAACAGUGAGAAUCACGCAACGUUGAGGACGCGUUUCAAUGAUACUAAGUAAUCGUCUUAAAUCCCCAGUAAAAAAUGUUCCACAUAUCAAGAUCACCUUGUGUAAACCGUGUGUUAUCGUCGAUCCCGUACUGGAGUCGUCAUUACAGUUCAUAUAAAUCUGCAGAAGAAUCAAGCAAAACUUUGAAAAAGCAAUUAUUGGACCGAAUUAAUACUUUUGGACCUUUAACAGUGGCUGAAUAUAUGAAGGAAUGCUUAUGUAAUCCAUUAUAUGGUUACUACAAUACACACAAUGUUUUCGGAAAAUGUGGGGAUUUCACCACUUCUCCAGAAAUAUGUCAAGUUUUUGGUGAGCUUGUAGGUGUAUGGUUGUUGGAAGAAUGGAAGAGACAAAAUUGUCCUCAGCAAUUACAACUCGUUGAACUUGGCCCAGGACGUGGUACACUUUGUGCUGAUAUACUAAGGGUUCUCUCAAAAUUCCCUGAUAUAUAUUCAGCUACAUCAAUACAUUUAGUGGAAAUAAGUUCAUCAAUGCAAAAUACUCAAAAGGAAACAAUUGAAAAGGUAUCAUCAGUUUUAUCCAAAAAACCGCUGCCUAUAUUUUGGUACAAUGAUCUACGACAAGUUCCUGAAACAUUCUCAUUUUUUAUAGGUCAUGAAUUUUUUGAUGUACUUCCAGUUCAUUGUUUUCAAAAAGUUGAAAGAAAUUGGUAUGAAAUAUUAAUUAGCUCCAUGGCAAAUACUGACAACUUAUGCUUCGUUCGUUCAAGUACAAAAACGCCAGCUUCGAUAGCCUACCUUCCGUUAGUACCGAAUCUUUCUAAUCGAGAUACUGUUGAAAUAUGUCCGGAAAUGUUAUGUCUAACACAAGUGUUAUGCAAACGAAUCAGUGAAAAUGGUGGUGCUGCACUACUGAUUGAUUAUGGACAUGAAGGUGAGAAAGGUGAUACAUUUCGUGGUUUUCAUGCUCAUAAAGUGUGUGAUCCACUUAUUGAUCCUGGUCAUAUAGAUCUUACAUGUGACGUUGAUUUUAGCCUUCUUUGUCAGGCAGUCAAGGAUUCUAAAGAAAAAGUAACUCUGCAUGGCCCAGUAACUCAAGCCUAUUUUCUCAUCAAUAUGGGUUUAUUCCAUAGAAUGAAGAUUUUAUUAUCGAAAUGUAAAUCAGACGAGGAAAAAAAUGAAUUAUUCUCUGCAUGUGAAAUGCUUGUCACUGGUGAACAAAUGGGUAGUCGAUUUAAAUUUGUAGGGAUUACACCAGAAUUGGAAUCGGGAUCACAGAUAGACAAAUGUAAACUACCCGGAUUCACUCCACUUCCUGGUACACCAUAUGCACAAGAGGAUUUUGUAUAAAUAUGCUAAUGACUAUUAAUUGUUGCUCUCCUCCUCCUUCUUCUUCUCUUUUGUUUCUCUUUCACUCCUGGAGGGAGAGACAGUGACUGCAGGUGGAUUAAAUGAUCCCUUUAAACUUUGUAAAAAUGGAACUUGAGUUUUAUCGUUUAUUUGUACCGUUUGCUAAUACUUGUGAAUGUAAAUAUGCAUUAUUACUAAACAGUAACAUGAUAAUAAUCAUUGAAGUUAAUAUCUUCAAA
Molecule: messenger RNA, 1710 nt
Organism: Heterobilharzia americana
Lineage: Eukaryota; Metazoa; Platyhelminthes; Trematoda; Strigeidida; Schistosomatidae
Source: the annotation of a GenBank genome assembly